GACCAAAGAGCGAAGAGAGAGACAAACCUCGCAGGUCGCAGCUGAGGGCCAUGGCUCGUGGGCAGCAGAAGAUUCAGUCCCAGCAGAAGAACGCCAAGAAGGCAGCAGAGAAGAAGAAAAAUCAGUGCGCCGACCAGAAGACGGCAGCUAAGGCCGCUCUGGUCCACACUUGCCCCGUCUGCCGGACACAGAUGCCUGAUCCAAAGACAUUUAAGCAGCACUUUGAGAGCAAACACCCCAAAUCCCCCAUGCCUCCUGAGCUGGCGGACGUUCAGGCAUAAAGAGCAGCUGACUGGAACAGGAUACACGAUGACCACGGAUUAAACGUUGAAUCAUGGCGCCAGGAAGGAUGUCGACGUCGAUGACGAACACUGGGACCUGUCAGUAUUCACGGACAACGGGUUGGGACGGAGGGCGGGAGGCAGGCGGAAGGGGGUGGAUGUGUGUAUAUGCUGUGUACGUACGCGUGUUUGUGUAAGAGAAAACGAUAACGAGAGGGGGCAGAGGUACACCAGCACCCCAUUUUUUUAAUAUUUAUUGUGUACAACUACCUUGCUAUUCCAGAGGGAGGGAUCACAGGAAGCAGAACCAGCAAGAAUGCCUGCUAACACUGAGUAAAAGUAUCUCCUGACCAAUGAAAAACAAAAAAAAGGAGGCAAUGAGUGUGAACGGCACAUCCAAAUCCCCACUGAAGAGUUAAUCAACUACAAUGCACAUGGCUCUGCUGUUGGGUUAAAACUUAAAACACUCUUCCUUUCACUCACUCUUUCCUGAGUGGCAGAUAAGCAGAAGUCAGCUUUCUAUCACUUUAAAUACAAAUAUUACCCACAGCUUAUAUAAAAAAUAAAAAAAGAGACUAAAAUCCAAUUUUUUUAACUCUAUAACUAUACAACUCCUCCUCUGUGCUGCUUCUCUACAACAGUACCUCACGUUAAACCACACAGCAUGUCAGUAUGUCUCUUUUUUUUUUUCUCCUCCAUUUACACUCAUUUUUAAAGUCCAUCAUGGGCAAGCUACCCCCCCCCC
Molecule: messenger RNA, 1026 nt
Organism: Scomber scombrus (Atlantic mackerel)
Lineage: Eukaryota; Metazoa; Chordata; Actinopteri; Scombriformes; Scombridae
Product: Zinc finger protein 706-like
Exons: 4
Coding region: 51-281 (76 amino acids)
Source: RefSeq, a predicted model, not a curated record